AUGCCGGAAGAUUUAAAAGUCAAGGGAUUUCCUGAUCUGUCGUCUAAGCUGUCCGCCCCCGCCAAGAAAUCUCUGUUCGAGCGCCAAAAAGCGGAAGCUGAAGCCAAACGUGCAAGAGAAAAAGCAGAAACCGAAGCUGUCUACGAGGAUUUUGUGAAAUCAUUUGAAAACGAUGGCGAUACGUCUACGCGCUCAAGCACUGGAGGGAGGACAAGUCCAUAUGGUCAUGGAGGCAGCGGGCACACAGGUGGCCCGAUCGCCCCUUCAAAAAGACAUUUCACAAGUAGCACGAUGAGAUCCGGAUCUGGGAAUCUGGGAGGAUCACAUCCUUUUGGUUCGAGAAAACGACCGUUCGAAGCGCUACAGGCAUCCCACAGGGACAGAGACCCGUCACAUGGCCUUUUCGCUUUUGAGACCCCUCCCCCGGCCCAUGUUGACGCCGCCGCAGCAUUUCAGACUUCUGAUGAUGAGGAUGACAAGCUCACAGACAAGAAAGAAGCGGAAAGAGCUGCAGCUAAGCCCACCCUUCAUCUAUCUUCGUUGCCGCCGGGAACGUCUCCGGCAGUUGUCAAGGCUCUUGUUUCACAUGCACUCGUUGUGGAUAAUGUUAAGAUCUUAUCGGCAAGCGCCCAAGGAGCUGGAGAACGAAGGAUAUGGUCUGCAAUUGUGACAUUGGCAAAAGGAACAGCUGCUACUGAGAUGGAUACUGUCGUUAGCUCAUUGCAGAAUAAAUAUCUGGGAUGGGGUUACUAUCUGUCAAUAUCACGACACCUUUCAUCAGCCGCCAUCAACUCCACCAUGCCAGUGGUAACCGGGUUAACUUCUUCCACUUCCCAGCCAUUCGGAGCACGUCCAACAAAUCAGGGCCCGGGAGGUCAUUUUGGUCGUGGUGGAACUCCUGGUGGUCAUCGUGGUGGCUUUGCGCCACCGUCGUCUUACGGGCCAGGUUAUGGUGGGAGGGCUGGAUCUAGUCUGCAAGUUGAGGUUAAACCUCCAUCUGACCUGAAGCAGCUAAAACUCAUCCAUAAAACUUUGGAAAAUCUCUUAACUUAUGGUCCUGAGUUUGAGGCACUUCUUAUGAGCAGAGCGGAAGUACAAAAGGACGAGAAAUGGGCUUGGAUAUGGGACUCAAGGAGUCCGGGUGGAGUGUGGUACAGAUGGAAGUUAUGGGAUAUCUUAACGGGCGCAAGAAGAACUAGGAAGAGACACUCACGAAUGCGACCUUCUCCUAUUUCUGUUUUCGAAAGUGGACCAGUUUGGAUACCCCCAGAGAAGCAUCUACAGUUUGAGUAUGUUACGAAAAUGGAAGAGUUUGUAUCCGACGAAGAUUACGAUUCUUCAGAUGAGGAUGAUUCAGACAGGGAGGAUGAAAGACGUCUUGAUGGCGGAACUUUAGAAGGUAAUAGUGAUGGUAUUGGUCACUUAAAUCCCCUCCAGAAAGCAAAGCUCGCACAUUUGCUUGCAAAACUCCCUACUACAAAUUCGAAGUUGCGAAGGGGCGAUGUCGCUCGCGUCACCUCAUUUGCGAUUCACCAUGCUGGACACGGCGCUGAUGAAGUUGUGGACAUGAUCGCUUCUAACAUUACCAAACCACUUGCUUUUACUAGCGCUAACCCGGAACGCCAACGACGGGAGACGGAGCUUCGUGGCGGUAAACCUGAGGAGGGUGAUGAGGCGAACACGGAGCAAGACAACCAAAUUAUCCCAUCUUCCACGAAGCCAUCAAAAGAAAUUUUAGAUACUUCGUCUGCUAAGCUGAUAGGCUUGUACGUAAUCUCUGACAUCCUCUCCUCGUCAUCUACAAGCGGGGUGCGGCAUGCCUGGAGGUAUCGGCAACUAUUUGAAUCAGCCCUAAAAUCACACAAAACCUUUGAGCAUCUUGGACGCUUGGAGAAGGAGUUGGCUUGGGGUCGGCUGAAGAUCGAAAAAUGGAGGAGAAGUAUUGGCAGCCUUCUAUCUCUAUGGGAAGGCUGGUGUGUUUUCCCUCAGUCAAGCCAAGAAACAUUUUGUUCAGAACAGAAGCGUGCAGAAGCGGAGAAAUCUACAAGUGUUUUUGGUAGCAAAGGAAAGAGUAGAUGGAGAACGGUUGACGAAGAGAGCAAUACAGCACCCGCAGAUACCGGAAGCGGUUUGGAAAGCGAGAAAAUGGACAUUGAUGUUGAUGAUGAUGGGGUGCCGAUGCCCGAUGACGAUGAUGUUGAUGGGGAGCCUAUGGAUGACGACAUCGAUGGCAUUCCGAUGGAGGAUAGUGAUGUGGAGGACCUGGAUGGUAAGCUGGAUGAGAAUGGUAUGGACGAGAGCGAACCACCCAGUGCGGCAGGGGGCGUAACUUCUCACGCGUCGGGCGACAAUGCAGUUACCGAAGCCCCUCUUAAUAAGCCACCUGAGACUGAGCGCCAACCAGCUCCUCGACGUCGUCGACCCAAAGCGGAAGACAUGUUUGCGGAUUCAGAUUCCAACUGA
Paracoccidioides lutzii Pb01 is the source of this 2463-nucleotide messenger RNA. RefSeq lists its product as hypothetical. The coding region runs from base 1 to 2463 and encodes 820 amino acids. The record is from RefSeq and is a predicted model, not a curated record. Gene Ontology annotation, biological process: RNA processing. Gene Ontology annotation, cellular component: nucleus. The transcript has 2 exons. Gene Ontology annotation, molecular function: RNA binding.